AUGUCACACUCUGAGAAGCACCAGCUCAUGCCAAAGCCCAAGCCGUUCACCCAGCACUCGGCGCCCGACACCAAGGACCACUACACCUGCAUCGUGAUGGGUGCAGGCCUGUCUGGCAUGGCGUCGGCAAUCCAGCUCCGCCGCAAGAUGGGCAUUGACGACGUCCUCGUCUACGAGAAGACUAGCGAUGUUGGAGGCACUUGGAACGUCAACCGAUACCCGGGCGCAGCUUGCGACAUUCCCUUCACCUUCUACUCGUUCUCCUUCUACCCCGCCUACCACGCCUCGAGCCAAUGGGCCGGACAGAAGGAGAUUCUGGAGUACCUCCACGAGGUGCAGACCAAGUUCAAGCUGAACAACAUCGUCUUCCGCACCGCCGUCGAGACCGCCCGUUUCUCGCGCGAUGACGGACUCUGGCACCUCUCGGUCAAGAACCAGGAGACGGGCGAAGUCCGCACCCGUACCUGCAACAUCCUCAUCUCGUGCCUCGGCGGUCUCACGAUCCCCAACGACCCGCCGUUCAAGCGCGAGGACUUUACCGGCGAGGUCUUCCACUCGGCGAGGUGGCGCGAGGACGUCAGCCUCAAGGGCAAGGAUGUUGUCGUCGUUGGCAACGGCUGCUCCGCCGCCCAGAUCGUUCCCGAAAUUGUCCACGAAGCCGCCACCGUCACCCAGAUUGCCCGCUCCCGGCAGUCCAUCAUCCGCCGCAUCAAGGCGCCCGACAAUGCCUUCCUCCAUUUCCUGAUGCGCUGGAUUCCCGGGUUCGGCUUCAUCGUUCGCUCACUCGUCUUCUUCGUCAUGGAGUCGUUCUUCAAGAUUACGGACAUCAAGAAGGGCGAGCGCGAGCGCAGGAAGACCGUCAAGGAGAUCAACGAGUACAUCGAGGAGACCGCGCCCAAGAAAUACUGGGAUGUCCUGCGACCCGACUUUGACGUCGCGGCGAAGCGCCGAGUUUUCGACAGCGGCUACUACGAGUCUCUCAACGCGCCGAACAUGGAGCUGAUCGCCGACGAUGUCGUCACUACCGUCAAGGGCGACAAGGUUUACACGAAGAACGGCCGCGUCUGCCGCGCCGACAUCAUCGUCCUCGCUACCGGCUUCAAGGUCCGAGACUUCCUCUUCCCGCUCAAGAUCUACAACGACAAGGGCGAGUCUCUGCAAGAUCGCCUGAACGCGAACGGCAUCAAGACGUACCAGUCGACGCUCGUCGCCGAGUUUCCCAACUUUUUCUGGAUCAUGGGACCCAACUCUGCGACCGGCCACUCUUCCGUCCUCUUCACCUCCGAAGCCCAGCUCGCCCUCACCUUCCACCUCAUCCGCCCGAUUGUCGAGAAGCUCCGCAAGGUCCAGCUGCUCAAGCCCGCGCCUUUCGUCGAGGUCACGACCAAGGCCGAGGACCGCUUCUACGCCGAGGUACGGAAGGAGAUGAAGAAGAAGGUGUGGGAGAAGGACGGCGGCGUGUCGUGGUAUGUCGACAAGGCGACCGGUCUCUGCUCGACGCUCUAUCCCUGGUCGCAAGUCCACUUCUGGCGCUCGUGCACCUUCCCCAACUACGGCGACUUCAAGUGGACCGGCGCCGAACGUCCUGCCGCAUGGCGCAGCUACCUCGGCUGGUACUAG
This is a messenger RNA of Rhodotorula toruloides NP11, 1620 nucleotides long. Its product is annotated as flavin-containing monooxygenase. Gene Ontology annotation, molecular function: flavin adenine dinucleotide binding; N,N-dimethylaniline monooxygenase activity; NADP binding. The coding region runs from base 1 to 1620 and encodes 539 amino acids. The record is from RefSeq and is a predicted model, not a curated record. NCBI's taxonomy places the organism in Eukaryota, Fungi, Basidiomycota, Microbotryomycetes, Sporidiobolales, Sporidiobolaceae. The transcript is spliced from 14 exons.